This is a messenger RNA of Equus caballus (horse), 7564 nucleotides long. RefSeq names its product leucine rich repeats and calponin homology domain containing 3 (gene LRCH3). NCBI's taxonomy places the organism in Eukaryota, Metazoa, Chordata, Mammalia, Perissodactyla, Equidae. The record is from RefSeq and is a predicted model, not a curated record. Gene Ontology annotation, molecular function: protein binding.
CAAGAUGAUCUUUUCACUUGCUUUAUGGAGAAGAUUGAGGGAGUAGGAUGAGAAUUCUCUCAUAUUGUACCUUUAUUUUUUAGGUGAAACCUCAAAUCCUUAGAAGUCUCAAAAUUAGCUCCUUUAUCUUUUCUUUCAGCCUUUCUUUACUAGGAGUUGUCUCAUAUAAUGGUGUAUAUAGCAUCUUCAUUUCCCCCCGUAUCCACGGGCCUUUCUUUCGAUCUUCGAAUAUCUACAGACUUACGUACCCUGUUCUCAAAAAUUGUUGUUGUCGCCUCCCAACCUUCUCUCCUGUGUUAGUACAGUAACCCAUCAUGUGUCUCUGCUGCUUUCCAUUCAUUCUCACUAUUUUUUUUAACUCCUGUUGAUAUACUCAGCCCUGGGAUAUGGACAAUUAAAGAGUUUAACAUAUUAAGGACCUUAAAAUCUAGUUGAACAGGAAAGUAACAUAAAUCUAUAAACUUGUUCAGAAGUUCAGAGACCUGGAUUUGCAUGGUAUGUUGUAAUUAUGAUGAGAUAUGCAGAUAGGAAGAAUGAGGCCAUAUUACAAAGACCUUAUCGGAAGAAUUUAGUGUAAAUGUGGAAGAUAAUAGGUAAUCAAAUAUAGAUGACAAUGGUGCAUUUUAGCUAUCUGGCAACUAUUUCUGUAGCAUUGUAGAGUUAAUAUGGAAUAUAGGAUUAUGCUUUUAGUCAUUGUAGUUGAAGUAUCUCUAAAAAGUAUAAAAUGAGGUCCUGCUCUUAAUUAGCUUAAAAUCUUUCUAAGAAUAACAAAAUUUUAGGAAACCAAAAUCAAGAAAACCAGUUCAUGCAUUGGAUAAGUGUUAUUUGCCAAGGAUGACAAAUGUAGAUCAUUUGCCAUUGCAGUGACCCAUGCUCAAGACAGACAUUGAUAAUUGAUCAUGGAACUUGUUGCUGAAGAAUCUAGAAUGUAGUAUUAAGAGUUCAUAGAAUAACUCUGAGCAGCUGUUACUAAUUAGCUUUGGCACUGAGAUUAAAAUUUUUUAUAAUCUCUUCCAUUUAGGAGUUGGGGGAAGUGCUAGUGAAAGUUUUGUAGAAGAGUUGGACCUUGAAUGAUGGGUAGGAUCUCUCCAAACUUAAUUUCUCUUGCUGUCUGACAUGAACUUUUUCGCUUGUGGCCUUAAUGUUCUCCACAUGUACCAUUAUAAAUCAUACCUGGUGUAUUCACGCUGAUCCUCCUCCCAAUCUGGAGUAUUGCUCUUAUCCCCCUGGAGCCUAUUCCACUUAAUAAUCCUUCAGAUUUUUUUCAAAACCUCAUUCAUCCCUCAUACAGAUUCCUUUUGUCUGAAUUCUGAUGGGUAAUCUCCAUCACCGCUUUUUUGUUGUCUUAUUCUCUAAUUGGUAUAUUUGUCUGGAUUCCAUAAUUAGAUUAUAAUCUCCUAGGAAAAGAGCUGCAUCUGACAGCCUCUUCUGUUUCCCACAGUAAAUGCUAGUUGAUUGUAGGGAAAAUUUACAUCAUGUAGCAGGAACGGCUUGAAUAUGUGAAAGAAACAAUAUUCUGAAUACUGGUUGUAAUAUAAGUAAGGUAUAAUUAGUUUAAAAUAUGGUAUUUUCCACUUUUUCGGUAAUGGUUUCAUUUUUCACUAUUUCUUUGGUCUACCCUUAAUUCCCACAUUUAGAUUAUGGUCAGAUCAUUUUCCUCAAUUUUGGUUCCAGACCAAAAUUUUAGCCUUUAAUGCCGUUCAUCCUGCUUUGCUCAACAACAAGAUCUUGCCUAAAGGACAAGUAUUAUUUAAUAAAUGGAGGGAGAGCCUAAAAUAUUCAGAUAACUCUUUCAAUGAAAAUUACGGAGUUUGGGAGCCAGGUUAGCACUUGUAUUUCCCUCAGGCAAUGAUAGUUAAUAAAUCUACAAGUCUCCAUUUAGAUCAUUUGGUUUAUAGAAUGACAGAAGGUGGCAAAUGUUUUAGGUCGUAUCGCAGGGUCCCCUCUUGUUGCCCAAGUUUCUGAUAGCAACAGUGUUAAGAAGCCUUAAUUUAAUGCUUAACCUAAUCCUCCAGGACUGAGGAAAGCAGAGACGUUUUGGUGAGGAGCGUUGUCUGAAAGAUAUUUUUGUAGAGGCGUUUUAGAAAUGCUACUGGGAACCUAGAGUAGGGGGCUGCACCCGAUUUGUGAGUUCUGUUUCAAUUUCCCUUGAAAAACUCGAUGUGGGCGGAGGCAAGCGUCUGGAUGUGCGGAGGGGCACCGCAGCCCUGCCCAUCAAGGGAACCGGCCGGGGUCUGAAUGCCCCUUUCCCCGCCCACCCAUCAGUUCUGGCCGCGCAUGCGCUGAGCCGGCGGGCCGGAGGGUUGUCGGCUGGGAAAUGGCGGCCGCUGGCUUGGUCGCCGUGACCGCGGCUGCAGAGUACUCUGGGCCAGUGGCGUCGGGAGGUAACCUCUCCGGCGUUAACUGCGGCCCAAGCUCCGGCUCAGGCGCUGGUCCUGGCCCGGGCUCAUGGAGCCGCUCCCUCGAUCGAGCGCUGGAGGAGGCAGCGGUAACCGGGGUGCUGAGCCUGAGCGGCCGGAAACUGAGGGAGUUUCCCCGGGGAGCGGCCAACCACGACCUGACGGACACCACCCGGGCGGAUCUGUCACGAAAUCGCCUCUCAGAAAUUCCCAUUGAAGCUUGUCACUUCGUUUCUCUUGAGACUCUCAACUUAUACCAAAAUUGUAUUCGGUAUAUACCAGAGGCAAUUCUCAACCUACAGGCUCUAACAUACUUAAAUAUUAGUCGGAACCAGCUGUCGACAUUGCCAGUACACUUGUGUAAUUUACCAUUGAAAGUCUUAAUUGCUAGUAAUAACAAAUUAGUUUCACUUCCGGAAGAAAUUGGACAUCUCAGACAUUUAACGGAACUUGAUGUGAGCUGCAAUGAAAUUCAAACAAUACCUUCCCAAAUUGGUAAUUUGGAGGCUUUGAGAGACCUUAACGUAAGAAGAAAUCACUUAGUACGUUUGCCUGAAGAGCUGGCAGAGUUGCCUUUGAUACGGUUAGACUUCUCCUGCAAUAAAAUCACGACGAUCCCCGUUUGCUAUCGGAACCUCAGGCACCUACAGGUCAUCACCCUAGAAAACAAUCCACUACAGUCUCCCCCCGCACAGAUAUGUAUAAAAGGCAAAAUUCACAUAUUUAAAUACCUGAACAUACAAGCUUGUAAGAUUGCUCCAGAUCUGCCAGAUUAUGAUAGGAGACCCUUGGGUUUUGGCUCCUGCCAUGAAGAACUGUACUCAAGUCGCCCUUAUGGAGCCCUUGAUUCAGGUUUCAAUAGUGUGGACAGUGGUGAUAAGAGAUGGUCAGGGAAUGAACCUACAGAUGAGUUUUCAGAUCUGCCUCUUCGAGUUGCAGAAAUUACAAAAGAACAAAGACUACGAAGAGAAAGCCAGUACCAAGAGAAUCGCAGCAGUUUAGUAGUAACAAAUGGUGGAGUGGAACAUGAUCUGGAUCAGAUUGACUACAUUGACAGCUGUGCUGCAGAGGAAGAGGAGGACGAGGUGAGACAGCCCAAGGGCCUGGACGCAGACAGCCUCAGUUCACAGUUCAUGGCGUAUAUUGAACAACGGCGAAUCUCUCAUGAGGGUUCACCAAUAAAGCCUGUACCCAUGAGGGAGUUUCAAAAAACAGAAGACAUGAGAAGAUAUUUAUAUCAAAACAGAGUUCCAGUUGAGCCAUCUUCUCUCUUGUCACUAUCACCAAGUCACAGCCAGUUGUCACAUACAGACUUGGAAGUGCACCGGAGAAGAGAACAGUUAGUAGAGCGCGCCCGGAGAGAGGCCCAGCUUGCUGCCCUGCAGUAUGAGGAGGAGAAGAUAAGGACCAAGCAGAUGCAGAGAGAUGCCGUCCUGGACUUUGUCAAGCAAAAAGCAUCCCAAAGUCCACAAAAACAACCACCCGCCUUAGAUGGUGAGUGUCCCUUCCCAUCCAGAAGGUCUCAGCACACUGAUGAUAGUGCCUUGUUAGUGUCGCUGUCAGGGUUGAGUCAAGUGGGCUGUGCUGCUGCCCUGCCUCAUCCUUUUGCCUUCACGCCUCUUAAGAAUGAUGACAGAUCUAAUGCUGUGUCAAGCUCAUCUACAACAGAAACAGUCCAUCAUCCCCCUGCAUAUUCUCUCCCUGCUGCUAUCCAGAGACACCAGCCCCAGCGCCCGGAAAGCUUCCUCUUCCGAGCAGGCGGCAGGGCAGAACCGAAUAAAGGUCAUGCUUCACCCCUUCUUUCAUCUCCUGCACCUACCACUGACUCUGCAGAUCCCAUGAUAAGACAGAAUUUGAGACAGAGAGAAGAAGAGCUGGAAUUAAUAGAUCAACUGCGAAAACAUAUUGAGUACCGGUUGAAAGUAUCUCUACCUUGUGAUCUGGGAGCAGCCCUAACCGACGGCGUUGUUCUUUGCCAUUUGGCCAAUCAUGUGCGGCCUCGAUCUGUCCCGAGCAUUCACGUUCCCUCACCAGCUGUACCUAAAUUAACAAUGGCAAAAUGCAGGCGAAAUGUGGAGAAUUUCCUAGAAGCUUGCAGAAAAAUUGGUGUACCUCAGGAGCAAUUAUGUUUGCCUCUCCACAUUUUAGAAGAGAAAGGUUUGAGCCAGGUUGCAGUGACGGUCCAGGCUCUCCUGGAACUGGCCCCACCCAAGCAGCAGCAGCACCAGUUAUCUGCUGUGUAAGGACUCCAGCACCUUGGGUGCUGGCCUGGCCAGAACGGAACAGGACACCGUGAUUGCUGCUGCCAGCCGUCUGCUUAAACAAAGCUCUUAAGUGUUCUUAAAAGGGACUGUUUCCAUGAUUCCUAACAGGAAUAUUUUGCUUCAUUUCUCCAUUUUAGGGGAGGUUAUAUCCGUUUUCAUUGAAUUGUUUAUGAAGACAUGGUUGGUUUUCACAAAUGAAACUUAAUUCUGUCAUUACUAAGAACUCAGCACUGAAGCCUAAACUGGCUGUGCUUUCCGCGAGAGCAGGCUUGUUUCACAUAUCAGAAAGAAUGUCUUCUCAGAAGGAUGUUUAGCUCUCGUGAAGGCACGGACAUGCUAUUACCUUUACCUGUUUCCAAGACCUCUAGAGUCCACUGGUUUCUCAACUUGGUUAUUCAUUGGAAUCUCCUGGAGCGUUUGUUAAAAUACAGAGUCUCGUUCAUUAGGUCUAGAGUGAGGCCCGGGUAUCUGCAUUUUCAACAGACACUGCAGGUGUUUCAUGUCGUGGAGACCACUGAUCCCAGCUGGAUAUUUGUAUGAUUUGGGGGAGUAAUGACUCCACUGUGUUUUUCAGCCACCUUUAUAAUCAAAAGCUAUAGUAAUACAACUUGGACUGUUCUGGCCAAGACAAAACAAAAAUAACAUAGAACUGGAUUUUUUGGACAAAAAAACUUUUGUUUAAGGCAAAACAAAAAUAAUGUAGAAGGCCCACAUUUUGCAUAGUAAAACAAUGAAACACAUAGAUUUGUAUUUAAGGCCAGUGUCCUAGGCUUUCCCCCAGCUCCAGCCCGCCUCCACUUAGAGGAUGCUUCCGUCAUCCUGCUGUUAUCUCAGUGUUACAAGCAGGCACUCUACACACAGGUUCCAGAUCCUUCGGCUGGUAGCAGGCACUCCUCAGUGUCGUUUACAGUGACUUCACUGAGCACCCCCUGCCCCACGCUGCUCCCAGGAUGCCUGGACCUGUGGAUGCCUGCCAGUUACAGCAGAUAUACUUCCAGCCCCAACUGCUGGAAGAUUAUGAACACAAAGCAAAAGGAAUACGGGAAAAGCCAAGUUUCUUCUAUUUCUAUCAGGUACCUGCCGAUUUCUGUGACUGAAUUAAAGUCCUUGUGGCAUCUUAGAAACAGCUCUGUCUUGACACAGCCCAGCGGCUCCACCACUAGUGCCUUCUUGACUCAGUCAUGCGUGCAGUAAAAGGGCCUGAGGGCGCUCAGCACACAGCCUGGGGCCUUUAUUCAAGUUUGAGCCUCCUGGGUCUUUCUUCCCCUGUCUUUUGAACCCCUUUGAGUUGUCAGUGAAUCUGCUGAUACUCACUGCCUUUGUAAACCAAGUAAAUUAGAGUAAGUGAAGAUACUAGUUAUCUAGGUUUUUUCUGUUGUUAACUGUUCUGGAUUUUCUUUAGCAAUGCAUUCAUUUGAACAUGUUCUCUCUCUUUUUAUCAUGUAAAUGCAUCUAAUAGUAACUUUGGAUAAAAUCAUGUUGAGUAUCUGGUCAAAAUAUUGUUGUCUCCUUUUCUCACAGGGUAGCAAGUUCAUCAGAACACUACCACUUGUCCAAGUUUAAAAUUUUAAUACAUUGAGCUCAAAGCCUAAUCCUUCAGGGUCCUCACAGAACAACAGGAAAAUGUCUUUUAAGUACUUAGAUCCAGAACCCGUUAUACUUCAGUUCCAAACAGACCCAUCAUGUUUAGAAUGUAGCUGUGUGUGUUUUUAAACUAUAGGUGUUUUUCCUUCUAGUCAACAUUAAACCUCAGUACAAUCUCCAAAUUCUAGAGAGCCAUUUGAAGUGAAACUCAGCAAAGGACAGGACUGUUUGUCACAUAUUAUGCAAGGAGCAAUCCCAGAAGACACUUAAUACAACAUGUGGAACAUUUGCAACUAAUUUUCUCAUAGAAAUAAAUGGAAAUUUCAACUUCCGUCAGAUUUUACACAUAGCAAGAAACCUUAUUAAUGUAUUUUUAUCAAACUAAUUCAAAUUUAUAUUUGAAUUGUUACAAAAAAUUUGUGUACAGUUUUGGUUGGUAAAGAAAAUUAUCAAAUAUAUUGAAUUUCUUUUUGCUGUUAAGAUGCGAAAACAAAUCAUGAUGGUUUUAUUGGAAAAUUUUUGUAUUCAGUGUUUUGUAUGUAUCUGUUUUUUUUUUAACUGGAAAGAAAGUUUAACAUGUAGCCUUGCUGGACUCCAGUGUAAGAUGAAGCAGACUGUGUAACAGUUCCACCUGACCGGUUAUGAGCUUCCUGCUGAAGCCCCGACCUUCCCAGUACUGGAGUGUGAACGAAGAAAAGGCUAUGUGCCCACCCAUCCGGGACCCCUCCAGCCCGCAGAGAUCUUAAUAAAGUCCGCAGGUCCCGGGCCUUCCCACUCAGACACACUCAGCACUCUGGAGACGGCCCGUGGGAGGAGGGGCCUGUGGCUUUGGCUAGAACAGAGGAGGAGGCUUGUGUUGUAGUAGGGUCACUUCCUUUAACAGCUUUUUAAAAGCCCGCCUGACAGCUAGUCAGGGAGUCGGUGAGUUCUCUUCCUUGCUGCAGGUAGCAGUGACUAAUGCUGUGUGACUACGCUGAUGAGUGUGAUGAAUUUUUAAAAACAAAGCGCUUAAAUGGUUAUAGAAAUGAAGGAAAACAUGGAUAUUUAGAAACCUUUUUAUAUACAUAUUGAAGUGAGAUGGUUUACAGCAGAUUUCAUUUUAUUACUGAAAAUGUUGUAAACAUGUAAUUAGUAAAAGAUUUUGUAAAACAUUGUCCUAUAUUUGUAUGUCUGUAAAUAUAAUGCCUAAGUUCUAAGUAUAAAUAUGUCAAUACCAUGUAUGUUAUUUUAAAUCGCCUGUAUCCCACCUUACACAUUGACAUUAAAAUAAAAGCCAACACUUCAAAAGCAUGAAAUAAAGGCUGACUGGAAAAUGUA